Molecule: messenger RNA, 8684 nt
Organism: Symphalangus syndactylus (siamang)
Lineage: Eukaryota; Metazoa; Chordata; Mammalia; Primates; Hylobatidae
Product: interferon-induced transmembrane protein 3-like
Biological process (GO): response to interferon-alpha; negative regulation of viral genome replication; type I interferon-mediated signaling pathway
Cellular component (GO): plasma membrane
Source: RefSeq, a predicted model, not a curated record
CUGACCUCGUGAUCCGCCUGCCUCGGCCUCCCAAAGUGCUGGGAUUACAGGUGUGAGCCACCGCGCCCAGCCCAUUUAAAAAUUAAAAAAAAAAUUUUUAAAUUUUUUGUGGAGACGGGAUCUCACUAUGUUGACCAGGCUAGUAUUGAAUUCCUUGCUUGAGGUGAUCCUCCCGCCUCGGCCUCCCAAAACACUGGGAUUACAGUGUGCCAAUACGCCCAGCCUUCUUCACUUUUCCUCCUGCUUUCUCCCACCUCUCUCCCACACCUUUCAGCUUCCUGAUAGUUGAGCACACUCUAACCAUGGGCCCAUGGCCAUGGAGAUGAAGGCUUGGGGUUGGGGGUGCCCGCAGAGAGGUGGUGGGUUCGGGGGAGUUUUCAGGGUGCGUUGGGAGGGAACCUCUAUGUGUGCCGAACCCCUGCUGGGCCCCGUGAUGUACGUCAUCCAGGGCUGAUGAAGACACAUGUCCCUGAUGGCGAGGCAGGACCUAGGAGAUGGGAAAAGUGAGCACCAAUAGGGAAUCCAGGUAGGCUAAGGGUCCUGUGAGUGAGCCCCACAGCAAAUACGCCAGGCAGGAGGGUCUGGGAGAGCCAGGCCUUGCUCCAGUGCUUUGGGAUAGUACAUUUGCCAUUCAGAGCAUCCCCAAAGAUGAGACAGCAUUACCUUCCCCAGAGUCCCACAGUCUAUGUGGACCACUCCUAGCCCAGGCUUUCUCCACAACACCUGAGCCAGCAGGGAGAGCCAAGUCACUGCAGGGGGGAGAACAUCAGUGACUGGUUGGGAAACAGGAACCGACUCCAGCUGGCUCCCAUCCCCAGCCUGGGCAGCUAGGGUCCAGUGGGGUCCAAUCAUAGUGGUAGUGGUUGGGCCUGAGGGGAAGCAACCUUGGCUCUCAGGACUGGUUUGCAUGGAGCAGAGGGUAAUUUGCAUCUUUGAGAAGUUGCAGCUGUGGGAAGGGAGGGGGAGCUGGGAAGCUUUAUCCAGGCCUUCAGUCUCCUGCUUCCUUCUGGGUGAGGGAGAGGCGGGGAGCACACCCUGCUGCUAGCCAGCCCCUACUUUACUUCAUGUAAGGAGCACAGCUGGGUCCCAGAGCCACUGGCUUGAGAUUCAGGCUCUGUCUUGUGUAGAACAUGCGGUUUCAGAGCACAGAAGCCUCCACAUACCUGCACAUGCACACAGCCAUUCACAAGCAUGUAAUCCAGCAUACCUGUGCAGUUCUGUGCACUGUUCACAUGGGGACAUAGGCACAUGCAAUACAUGUGCAUCCACAUACUGACACCCAGGUGUGCAGUCAUUACCGUCACCUUAGUUCAUACGCAGACACAUCACACCCACAGGGUCACAUAAUCUUACACCAACCACAUAGAAGCUCACACAUUCACACAUGGACACAUUCACACUGUAUAGUCAUUUUAAAACUGUUUUUCCGUAAGUCAGGCAUAGUUUACAUUCUUUCUAUUCCAUCUUCACAACCUCCAGAAGUAAGAAUUAAUUUUUCCUUGUUAUUGAAGUAUAAUUUAUAUACAGUAAAGAACACAACUUACAGGCUCAGCUUGAUGACUUCUCCCCUAUGCAUGCCCUGCAUAACCAUUGCCCAGGUCAAGAUCUAGAGCAUGCCCAGAGCCCCAGCAGCUCCUGAGUGUGCCCUCCUGGUCAACAGCUCACGCAAGCGGAGCUGUUAUUCUGAUAAGGUAAGUGCCAUGGUUAUUCUCAUUUAUUAGGUUAGAAAAACUGAUGCUCAGCCCCGCAGUCACCCACUAAGUACUUGGCCAGCCUGAAGCUCUCUAACUCCAGACCACUACAUAACAUAAAUAUCCAGUAACAUACGUGUGUACAUCUCACAGUAAUAGAGGGCCAUGAUCACAAAGGCUUGGAAAAGCAGCUUUUGUUUUUUCUACAAAGAAAGCAGCAGAGAAAAUUUAAGCUUUGUAGAGUGUUGCGAACCUUGGAAUCAAAACACAGGUUGCAUUCUGUGAUAUGAAACAGCACAUCACAAAGCAUUUUCACACAAGGCUUGUUUCUAGUUUUUAGAGCGAGAUAUUCGAUUUUUCCUUAUAGGCCUCACUCCUGAGCAAAGAUGACUUGCUAGUUCCUCUCUAAGCAGAUUUUCUUUUAGAAUUCAUAGCUACUUUUGAGUAUUUGACAAUGAAUAGACACCUAACAGCAGCACAUAUUUUGUCAACCAUGCCCUUCUGAGGGUGCGUAUUGGUUCAUAAAGGAUCAGCAAGGUCUAUGAGCUCAGGGUUGCAGCUCCCGUCCUGGGGCAGCGGGUACAGGACACGACAGGCACACAGAGCACAGUGUGUCUACGGGGAUGGGUUGUGCGUUCAAGGAUGCUUCUGCACUAGAAGAAGCCACUCAAGCAUUUUCAUUGUGCCCUUCACCUGUGGUAACACUAUUGGUGAAGGUUGAUACUCAUUUAUUUGUUCUGUUAAUAAACACAUAUUGUGGACUUAACCUACCUUGUGCCCAGCAGUGCCCUAGGUGCUGGGGAUACAGCAGUGAAGCAGACAAAAACAAAAAUCCCUACAGCAUGGGCUGAUGUUCAGUAAAACAUAUGGUAAAUCAGGUGAUGAAAGAUGAUAGGAAGAAACAAGAGAAGAUAAGAAAAGGGGAGUUGGGAGUGCAACUUUAAUCAUUUAUUUUACCUUUUUAAAAAAUAGAGUCGGGGCUGGUCGUGGUGGCUCACGCCUGUAAUCCCAGGACUUUGGGAGGCCGAGGUGGGCAGAUCAUUUGAGGUCAAGACGUCGAGACCAGCCUGGCCAACAUGGUGAAACCCCGUCUUUACUAAAAAUACAAAAAUCAGCUCAUCAUGAUGGCACGUGCCUGUAAUUGCAGCUACUCAGGAGGCUGAGGCAGGAGAAUCGCUUGAACCCGGGAGGCGGAGAUUGCAGUGAGCCGAGAUCGCACCACUGCACUCCAGCCUGGGCAUUAGAAUGAGACUCCAUCUCAAAAAAUAAUAAAAUUAAAAAAAUAAAAACAGAGUUGGGGUCUCACUAUGUUGGCCAGAUUGCUCUUGAACUCUUGGCCUCAAGCAAUCCUCCCACCUCGGCUUCCCAAAGUGCUGAGAUUACAGGAGUGAGCCACCACAUCUGGCUGGGAGUGCAGCUUUAAAUGAGAGGUCAGGGAGGUCCUCACUGAGAAGGUGAUGUUUGAGGUGGUGUGUGAAGCAGCCGAGGGUAGUGAUCAUCGUGGAUAUCUGGGAGAAGAGCAUUUCAGCAAGAAGAACAGCCAAAACAAAGCAAAAAAGCAGGUGUCCAUUGUAUUCAGAUGCCAACUAUGGAUUUUGUACAGAUUCUGGCACCUGUCCUGCCUUUAGUGCUGUGUGACUUCGAAGGAGCCACUCACCCUCUCUGGGCCAUCUCUUCACCCACAUGAUAUGAGGUUUAGAUAAAGAGCUGCCCUGUCCACCUGAGCCCUCUCUGUCCUCGCAGGCCUGUCCUUACCAGCGGGGGAGCCUCCGUAGCCAUCCCUCCCCAGAGGUGGGGAGCCACAGACCACCUCUGGUCACAGGGCCUGACAGUUCCACAGCAAUGCCUCUGGCCUGGUCACCCUCACCCCAGGGCCGCCACAGCAUCAGUCCAGGGCUCUAACCCAAGGAUGGCAAUAGGGGAAACUCUGGCAUGGUUUAUGGACAUUUAGCAUUUUCUUUUUUCUUUUCUUUUUUUUUUUUUUUAGCUGGAGUCUUGCUCUGUCGCCCAGGCUGGAGUGCAGUGGCGUGAUCUCAGCUCACUGCAACCUCCGCCUCCUGGGUUCAAGUGAUUCUCCUGCCUCAGUCUCCCAAGUAGCUGGGAUUACAGGCAUGCACCACCACACUCAGCUAAUUUUUAGUAUUUUUAGCGUUUUGCCAUGUUGGCCAGGCUGGUCUUGAACUUCUGACCUCAGGUGAUCCACCUGCCUCGGCCUGCCAAAGUGCUGGGAUUACAGGUGUGAGCCACCACACCUGGCCAAGCAUUUUCAAAUAUUGGCUGUGUGUACUUGGGAGGAUAAGUAACAUUACUGGAGAUCUGAUUGUGCCUCAUAUGUUCACUCCGUGCUCACAUGUGCCUCACAUGUUCAUCUGCAAAUUUAUUUUUGAGGGGAAUAGUGGAUGAGAGCUGAGUCUGGGGUCCCUCCACCCUUCCUGGACACUCAAGUGGGAGGCCUGGGUCAUCUCUGGAGGACCUCUCUCCUAAGUACUCCCGACCUCCUCUCAGGGUUGGCUCCAUAUCUCAGCCACUUCCCUUCCCUUUGUUCACUUUGCUUCUCAGAAGCCUCCCUUAAGGAGAAAUAGUCACCUAAGACCAUCUUAGCAAAGGAGAGGGCAAAGAAGGAGACACUGACAGACCCUCUUUUUUUUUUUUUUGAGACGGAGUCUCGCUCUGUCACCCAGGCUGGAGUGCAGUGGCGCUAUCUCGACUCACUGCCAGCUCCGCCUCCCAGGUUCGUGCCAUUCUCCUGCCUUAGCCUCCCGAGUAGCUGGGACUACAGGCACCCGCCAACAUGCCCAGCUUUUUGUAUUUUUAGUAGAGGCGGAGUUUCCCCGUGUUAGCCAGGAUGGUCUCGAUCUCCUGACCUCAUGAUCUACCUGCCUCGGCCUCCCAAAGUGCUGGGAUUACAGGCGUGAGCCACUGCGCCCGACCUAACAGACCCUCUUGAGUCACAGGAAUUGCAUUCAGCUGCAAGUAGCAUGGUCCUGAGCAAGAGUGGCUUAGACAAGAUAGGGAUUUAUUUUUCCCUCAUUAGAUGUGAAGUCUGAGGGUAUGUACAGGGCUGGCUUCCAUCCUUAAGACAGCUACUGCAGCUCUAGACAUCACAUCCCCAUUCCAGACACAGAAGAAAGACUGAAUCAGCCCCCUUUAUAAAGAACUGUCUUAGAAUCCCCACCUGAUGACUUCACGUAUAUCCUAUGGGCCAGAACUUGGCUACUUGUUCCUUCCGUCUACAAGAAAUGCUGUCAUUAUUAUAUCCAUAAAAGGAGGCUGGGUGUGGUGGCUGACACCUGUAAUCCUAGCAUUUAGGAGGCUGAGGAGGAAGGAUUACUGGAAUCCAGGAGUUUGAGACCAGCCUGGGCAACAUAGCAAGACCUCAUCCCUAAUAAAAAUUUAAAAAUUAGCUGGAUGGGAUGACAUACGCUUGUAGUACCAGCUACUCAGGAGGCUGAGGCAGGAGGCUCACUGGAGCCCAGGAGUUAGAGGCUGCAGUGAGCCAUGAUGGUGCCACUGCCCUCCAGCCUGGGUAAUGGAGCAAGACCCCAUUUCUAAAAAAAUAAAUAAUUUUUAAAAAUAGAAGAAAACAGAUACUGGGGAGGCAACUAGCACUCUCUUUCCUAUACAUGCCCUGUACUCUUCCAUCUCUAAUCUUAAAAACUGCAUGCUGGACAAAUGCCAGGAAGAGGAAACUGUUGAGAAAACGAAACUACUGGGGGAAAGGGAGGGCCCACUGAGAACCACCCUAGUAACCCGACCACCACUGGUCUUCGCUGGACACCAUGAACCACAUUGUCCAAACCUUCUUCUCUCCCAUCAACAGCGGCCAUCCCCCCAACUAUGAUGCUCAAGGAGGAGCACGAGGUGGCUGUGCUGAGGGCGCCCCACAGCCCUGCUCCCCCGACGUCCACCAUGAUCCACAGCCGCAGCGAGACCUCCGUGCCCAACCAUGUCGUCUGGUCCCUGUUCAACACCCUCUUCAUGAACCCCUGCUGCCUGGGCUUCAUAGCAUUUGCUUACUCCCUGAAGUCUAGGGACAGGAAGAUGGUUGGCGACCUGACUGGGGCCCAGGCCUAUGCCUCUACCACCAAGUGCCUGAACAUCUGAGCCCUGAUUGUGGACAUCCUCAUGACCAUUCUGCUCAUCGUCAUCCCAGUGUUGAUCUUCCAAGCCUAUCGAUAGAUCAGGAGGCAUCAUCCAGGCAAGGAGUUCUGCCCAUGACCUGAAUCCCACGUACUCCACCUUCCAUUCCUCGCCUUGCCCCCAGAGCUCAGUCCUGUAUCAGCCCUUUAUCCUCACGCACUUUUCUACAAUGGUAUUCAAUAAAGUGCACGUGUUUCUGGUGGAAAAAAAAACAAAAACUGCAUGCUGGCCGGGCGCAGUGGCUCAUGCCUGUAAUCCCAGCACUUUGGGAGGCUGAGGUGGGUGGAUCACCUGAGGUUGGGAGUUCACAUCCAGCCUGACCAACAUGGAGAAACCCCGUCUCUACUAAAAAUACAAAAUUAGCCGGGCAUGGUGGUGCAUGCCUGUAAUCCCAGCUACUCCGGAGGAUGAGGUAGAAUAGCUUGAACCUGGGAGGCGGAGGUUGCAAUGAGCUGAGAUUGCGCCAUUGCACCCCUUUAUAAGGAACUGGCGACAGAGCCUGGGCAACAGAGCAAGACUCCGUCUCAAAAAAACAAGCAAAAAUAAAACUCAUGCUGUUUUCUCCACCUCUGGGGCCCUCUACCCUCACCCCACCCAAGCUAGGUAAGGAGCCUGCAGCUCAUUAUCUAACCUGCUGGGGUUGCCAGUAACAGAAACUCCCCAGGGUUGCUGAGGUGAAAGGAGGAGGUUGGAGAACUCAGAACACCAACCUAUGGUAUCCAUCAGAGGGGGUUGGAGGGGCGGGGCCUUGCCACGCCCCCACCCUCUCUAUUCAGCAGGGACCGGAAGCAGGUGUGGAUUCUCUAGGAAGCUGAUUUGAGGGGCAGUGCUGCCCACAGCUGGAGACAACAGUGAACUAGCCAGGCCCAGUCCCUGCCCCCAAGGUGCUGACAUUCUGAUGGGGGGAGAGACAGGCAUCGCACAGACCAAACCUAAAGAUCGUUUCAGGCUCUUGGUGCCAAGAUGAACAGCUUAGCAUGAGAGAGAAAGCAGGUGGCUAGGGAGCACCAGGUGCGCAGUCAGCAGCACUCGGGAAAUGUGUACUGAAGGUAGCUCUCAGGAAAGGGGCCCGGAAACCCAGGGCUGUAGACCCUCAAGGGGCAGGGGAGGACCCCUCAGAUCACAGCUCAGAUGGAACACUCCAGAUGUCAGGGACUAAGGCCCUCAGCCUGGGACCUGGCCCAAGCCUGGAAAAGGGAGGAGAGAUCCCAGGGUGUGGGGGAGUCCUGCCCUAGUACCGGGAUUGCUCAGAGGAGCUGCUGGGUCCAGAGACCCAGCAAAUGCCAAGGGUCCAGGACUGUGGCCCCCUACACAGUUUUCCCUAGUGGGCUGGGCCCUGGGUGUGCAGUUGAGUGGUAAACUCCAAGAUCUACUGGGGAAGGCAGGCAGGGCCCCGCGCACCCCAACAUACCGUGCCUGGGACAGGUCCUCCUGGCAGCUGUCUGGGUUUGGAGGGAAACCAGCCCUAAACCCAAACUGAUUAUGUGGGACGAGCAGCCCUUUCACCACCAGGGCACAGCCGCUAUGCCCUGAGCAUCCUUCUUGGUGGAGAAAGAUGCCCAGGGUGCUGAGGAAGGAAGUACACUUGUCGGCUUCCCGAAUUCUCUCCUUCUGCAAGUCCUGCAGCUCCCGACCUUGUCUCUGGACACAGUACCUCUGAGGCCCUUAAGAAGAUGGAAUGAACUCAGUGUUGAAGGUGUUGAUGCUGUUAUUAUGUAUUAAUGCCUCACCUGCACAGGCCAUGCGUGUUCUCAGGCAGGAGCUCCCUGGAGCUUCACACGGACAGUCUAUAGAGAAUGUUCAUCGCCAUCUGACCCUUGAGAAGACUGAGACUCAGAGACAGGAGGUAACUUGCUCAACCCCCUGUCCCUGCCCCGGGAAAGGGGCUGUGGCUGCGGGGGUUGGGGUUGGAUCCUGCAGCCAAGGGUCAUCGAUGUCGGUUGAGGACUUUGUCCUGUGGCAGCAGUGAGUGCUGUGGGGGUAUCCUAUACAUCCCCAUGAUAAAAACCAGCAGCCCUCUCUCACACCCUCACAUCCGUCCCUGGACUACUGUCUAUCCUUCUAAGAGUGUGCGCAAAUGCAAUCUCCACUUUUCUCUCAUCUGUCCAGAAGCAGUAGUAUAUUAUCCCCCAUUUACAGUACAGGAAACUGAGUGCCAAGGAGGUUGAGACCCUGCUCCAGGUUUCAGGGUGUCUGGGCUAGGUCCUCUGCCCCAGACCUGCCCUUUGCCCCCAGCACCCACGUAUGGCAGUGCUGAGAGGUGGGUAGGACAUAGGCUCUAAUGUCACUUAUACCUGGCCUGAGUUCAUACCUGCUGGCCAGAUAUGAACUUGGGCAGUUUGCUGAUCUGCUGGGCCUCAGUGUUCUUACCCAUGAAAUGGAGCUACUUCCUGCUUCACAGGGUCACACUAUGCUGGACUCAGGCUCACUGAAGCCCCUGCCCUCCUCUGGGGACCAAGCAACAGCUCGGGGGCGGGGGGGGCAGCUCCGCACUGUGCCUGGUGCCCCCUUCCCUGUCCUGGCCCUGUGCCAGCUAGGCCCGCCCAGGCCUCAUCUUCCAGAUGGCACCAUAAAGCCAUCCCCGAACCUGGCCUACCCAGGAACAAACAGCCCCUCCCAGGAGGCCACACCCUGCCAGAGACCACAGCAGCACGUUCCCCUUGAAGGAUGCCUCAUGCCUGGGGACAGGUGUGAGGGGCAGCAGUUCAGAACGGGCUCCUCCUUUCUGGGAAGGGGGAGGGAAGCCAGUUUGGGCAGGGAGCUGGGAGAGCUGGGAGGUCUUGAGACCUCGGCCACCGUCUCGCCUUUCUCUUCCUCAUCCUCCUUCCUCUCUCUUUUUUUUUCUUUUUCUGU